Messenger RNA from Mytilus trossulus (common blue mussel), 1718 nucleotides. RefSeq names its product quinone oxidoreductase-like protein 2. The record is from RefSeq and is a predicted model, not a curated record. Gene Ontology annotation, molecular function: oxidoreductase activity. The coding region runs from base 49 to 1107 and encodes 352 amino acids. Gene Ontology annotation, cellular component: mitochondrion. Lineage: Eukaryota; Metazoa; Mollusca; Bivalvia; Mytilida; Mytilidae. The transcript is spliced from 9 exons.
ACCUCUGGACUGUUCCAUGCUCUUGUUGUUAAUGUCACACAUUUUGAUAUGCAUAGAUUAACUCGUCUUACCCAAGUUAUUGUAUCUGAGGCCAGAAGAACAAUGUUCACAGCAGCAGUUUGUACAGAGAUCUGCAAACCUUUAGAAAUCAAUCAGAAGAAAGACCAUGGGUUAUCUCCUUUUGAUGAUGAGGUGUUGCUUUCUGUAAAAUACUGUGGUAUUAAUUUUGCUGAUAUUCUGGUGUGUCAAGGAAAAUAUCAGUCCAGUAUGCCAGUACCAUUUACUCCAGGAACUGAAGUGACUGGUAUUGUUCAAGAGGUUGGAAAAAAUGUAAAAACACUUAAGAAGGGUGAUAAAGUGGUUUCAUUAAUUAUGUCAGGUGGAUUUUCUACACAUGUCAUUGCACCAGAAAUUUUUACAUGGAAACUACCAUCUUCAGUAGAUCUGAGGGCAGGGGCAGGCCUGGUAGUGAAUUAUGGUACAGCAUACUUAGCUCUUACCAGGAAAGCAAAUUUACAACAAGGAGAAUCAGUUUUAGUAACAGCAGCAGCUGGUGGAACUGGUUUAGCUGCAGUAGAAAUAGCCAGUAAAGUUUUCAAAUCAAAGCAUGUUAUAGCUGCCUGUGGAGGCCCAGAGAAGGGAAAUAUUGCCAAGUCUAAAGGUGCUACAGAUGUUAUAGACUAUAAACAGGAGAAGUUACGGAACAGGAUUAAAGAUAUCACAGGUGGAGAUGGUGUUGAUGUUGUUUUUGAUCCUGUAGGGGGUGAUAUGUUUCUAGACUGUGUCAAAAGUAUGGCUAGAGAAGGGAGAAUUCUUACUAUAGGAUAUGCCUCAGGAAAAAUACCCAGUAUUCCUGCCAACCUGCUUCUGUUGAAAUCUGGAUCAGCCAUGGGUUUAUUCUGGGGUGAAUAUAGAAUUAUGAACACACCAGUUUUCCUGAAAUCAGUAGAAGAUGUUUUAGAACAGACAAGACAAGGAAAUAUAACACCACACAUUGGAAAAGAAUUUCCACUUAAUAAGAUUAAUGAAGCCUUCCAGUAUGUAAUGGGACGAGGAUCAACAGGAAAAGUUGUCAUUAGUAUGGACAGACAAGAAUCUAAUUUAUAACACACAUUAUUAGUAGUGAGGAAAGUUUGACCUGUUAUGUCCUUGGUGGCAAAUCUUUAAAGUAUAAUUUUGUCAUGAAUAUGCAUGUGAUAUUUGCCACUGGACCUUUAGCAACCAAAAAUCAAUCAAGUAAUCAAAGUAUAACACAGUAAACAGAAUCUACGCUAAAUCAUGCAUAUCCUUACAAAUGAAUAAUUAAAGAUAACGUCCAAUCAUACCAUUUAUUGAAAUCACCUUCAGACUUUUUACUUCGUCUUGUCUUAUGAAUUUUCAGCUUUUUUAUAUAACGAAAUAGCAUGAAAUUUUCUUUAAACAAGUAAUACUAGGAUUAUCAUUAAUCAGAAGUUUUUUUUAUGGGUAACAAAAUAUUACAAAUUACUUUUGUUAAAAAGUUUGAGUAAAAAAUUGUACCAUCUUCAUCACAGCAUGUAAAAUAAUCAAAUCAACUUAUUAUCAAGGGGCAUACCCGUAGCCAGGGGGGUUUGGAGGGGUUCACUUUAAAGUCAACGUUCUGUUCAAAUUAAGACUCUCUGUUAAGGUCAAGGAACAGUAAAUGGGCUAUGUCGCAGAUUUUGCUAAAAAUUUGCAUACAACUUUGGCUCGUUGAACUA